This is a messenger RNA of Seriola aureovittata, 1351 nucleotides long. It is a transcript of the gene mcrip2, whose product is annotated as MAPK regulated corepressor interacting protein 2. The record is from RefSeq and is a predicted model, not a curated record. The transcript has 5 exons. Bases 510 to 947 code for a protein of 145 amino acids. NCBI's taxonomy places the organism in Eukaryota, Metazoa, Chordata, Actinopteri, Carangiformes, Carangidae.
AUCGUGUCAGAGAGCCGAGGUGUAGCAAACAGUCCCGGACCAUCAGCGUAGCGUAGCGGGCAGAGUGUCCGGCCUAGAGUGUCACUGUCCUCGGACGUCAGGAACCAGAGUGCCCUCCCUCCCCACGGUGAAUGACUGAUCCCCGGCAUGUGAAGCCGCUUUCUCCUUGGAUGACCUACACGCCACCUCUCUCAGGAGCAGCGGACGUCGCGUCGUUACAGCUGAACACCUGCUGGUCAGCAGGAGCGGCGGGGUGCGUAAUAAUAUACAGCGGGCAACAAGUCAAAGCGAGUCUCCUGCAGGCUUCAGGCCGACCCUGGAGCACCUGACCUGGCGAACAAAAUAAGACACGUUGCGAAAAUUUUUCCUAUCGUGGCUGCGUCAGGAGGAGCGGACAGAGGACUGGAAGUUGCAGAGUUGAUAGUCAAUGUGUGCACCUGAUUAUUAGCAAGACAGGCCGGUUUUUAAACACUGACACUACAGGAUUUCCUGGGGUUACUGGCGUUCACAUGAUGUACACAAUCACCAGAGGUCCCAGCAAACUUGUUACACAACGGAGGACAGGUCCCACACAACAGAUCGAGAGCAAAUUCAGCGACUUGAAGCUCAAGCCGACGUCUUGGCUCGCAUCAAACUCGCCACCCCCCAAGAUUGUGUUCAACCGCCUCAACGGGAAGCGCUACCACAACGCAGCCACUCAGAAAACCGACAGCCCAGCAGAGGGAUUCACUCCUGCACAUGAGGAGAACGUCAGAUUUGUGUAUGAAGCGUGGCAGGAGGUGGAGCAGAAGCUGGGGGAUGGGGACGGCGGGGAGUCAGCCGGCAGCCAGGGGCCCGUUCAGUACACUGAGAAGACCCCCAGUGCUGCGAUGAAGAACUUUGUGCCCAUAGACCUGGAGGAGUGGUGGGCUCAGCGCUUCCUCGCCAACAUUGCCAACCUGUCAUGACUGGUUGAAGCUUUGAGCCGGGACAGGAAGCAAUGCAUUGAUGCUCCAUCGGUGAAGGCAUCACGGGAGUGGAGAGAAGCAGAGUCCGUCUCCAGGAUCUGCGGUGCGAAAGGGUCGUGCGUAAUUUGGAAUCUGAUCUGACACCCUGCGCUUCACGCUGCUGUAGAGAAAACUGGGUGCACAACACUGACCUGACUGUGAACACAGCGCUGACUUGAUGUUGUGCUGCUGCAAAGGACCCGUCUCUCUCUACUUGAAUGACGUAUCGAAUAGAAGUUGUGAGAUUUUUCUUGUUGAAGAACCCGCCUCCUUUCUCACGUGUGCUCAGCUGUAUGUAAGUCUUGGCUGAUCUUUGGAUAUAAAUCUACUGAAGAGCAAAAAAAGUAAAAUGUUUUUCAAAAAUG